AUGCUACAGACAGACGAAGAAAAUCAUGAUCUCUCUCUCUCUUUGUCUCUCUCUCUCUCUUUUUUCCCGUUCUCUCUCUCUCUCUCUCUCUCUCUCUCUCUCUCUCUCUCUCUCUCUCUCUCUCUUUUCUUACUACGCGAAUUUUCGCAGGAUAUGAAUUGGUUGCUUUUAUAUGUUCUAUUUGUGUCACAGCUGGUCACCUCCUGCACUUCAUUUUAUCUAUAUUGGGAUUUGUGUCUGGUCCCUCUCUUUAUCUAUCUUAAUGGUGAUCAUGAUGAAUGGAAUUCUCUUUCCUGCCAGAAUAAUAGGUUGCGUCGUGUGCAUUGCAGAUGUAAGUUUUCAGGAAAUUUUCCUCCUUUAUUUAGUUCUUAUUUUUUUAGUUGUCUUUCCUUCUUUCUUUCUUACUUUCUAAAUUUCAUUCCUUUUCUCUUUUUUCUUUUUUUUUCAAAUUUUCAUUCGUUUUUUCUUUCUUCUUUUCUUUUUAUUUCGCUUUCUUUCUUUCUUUCUUCCUUUCUCUCUUCAUUAUGCUUCUUCUUUUGUCCUUGUUUUUAUCCAUCGUUCUUCUUUUUAUUCGUCCUUGCUCUCAUUCUUUCUUCAUUUUUUUUUUUUAUUUCACUUUUCGUUCUUGCUUUUUCCCCCGCUUUUCUAACGGCUUUUUUCUUUCCUUGUUUUCUUGUUUUUAUUUCUUUAUUUCUUUUCAUUCCUUCAUUCCCCCCCUUUUUUUGCAUUAAUUUCUUCUUUCACAUUUGUUUUCAUUUAUCAUUCAUUUCAACUUCUCUUCUUUUAUUUCAUUAUUUCUUACUUUUUCGUUUUCCAUUGAACUUUCUUAUAUUUUUUUUCUUAUUUCAUUCUUUGUUUCAUGUGAUAUUUAUUUAUAUUUCCGUUUUCUUUCUUUUUUCUUUCAUUUUACUGUUUAUCUUUCAUAUAUUUCUCUACAUAUUUUCUUCUUGCGAUAUUUUUUUAUCAUUAUUAUUAUUCUAUUUAUCUUUCUUUCUUUCAUUCAUUCGAAUUUCUUCUUACUAUUUUUAUUAUUUAUUAAUUUUAACCUCACCAUAUGAUUUUCUUUCUUCUUUUCGUACGUAUUAUUAA
Messenger RNA from Acanthosepion pharaonis, 1089 nucleotides. The record is from the annotation of a GenBank genome assembly. Lineage: Eukaryota; Metazoa; Mollusca; Cephalopoda; Sepiida; Sepiidae.